GCAGGCGCCCAGGCGUUGGAGCCGCUUUCUCCCUCCUUGGUUCCUCCCCAACCUAACAUAUAAACUAUUUCCGAGCAGCUGUGCUUGCUCUCUUCGUCCCUCCUUUGCAUUAAGCUCCGUGUGCUUCCUCCUUCCUCCGGUUUUCCCUUCACCCUCGCACCGAUCAUGUCGACAGAGCCAAUAUACGUCGACUUCUCUUUGCCCCUUGCCGAGCUCCUCCGCGAAGGCACCGCCAUCGCACAUGAAGAGGCAGCGAAGAGCAAGGGGCGACGUGGAUGGUCCGAGGCGAGCUCGACAGGGAGGAGUACAUCCGGUUCCUCAUGAUGCUUUGGCACGUAUAUGACACGCUCGAGCUUGGUCUUGAGCGGCAUGCGUCACACUCAAUACUUUCGUUCACCCACAACCCCGCUCUGCUGUCGCGCGCACCGGCUCUCUCUUCCGACAUUGCCCACUUCUUGCAGACAGCGGACUGGCAGAAUCACCCCUUGCACGUGGAGCUCAUGAACGAUCCUCCCGCCGCCCUCUCGCAAUAUCUGGAACGUCUGAAGGAUAUAGCAUCGUCUGGAGACCCCUCUCCCCUUCUCUCACAUGCAUACGUGCGCUAUAUGGGCGACUUGAGCGGAGGCCAGGUCAUUCGUGGCAGGGUCACCAAAUCAUACAGCCUUGAGGAUGGGUUAGGCGUGUCUUUCUUUGAUUUCAAGCCUCUGGGAGGAACAGGGACCGCAACCAUUGGCGAGAUGAGGAAGAUCAAGGAAUGGUAUCGCGAGAACAUGAACUCCGCUGUCGGUGACAAUCAGGACCUGAAAGCGGACAUCGUCGAGGAGGCGAUCACGGCGUUCGAGCUCAACGGUGGGCUCUUCGCUGCCCUGCGGCCGCCAUCCUUGCCUUCGUUGGAGGUCUGCAUCCCCACUCUACCACCGUUGGGAGAACCCAUCACGCCCGUUGAUGGCAGCUUCAACAAACUAUCAGGAGGCGGUGGAUCAACGGUGCUGUACGAGUCAAAGGUGGCAGAGAAGAUGUAUCAGAUGUCCGGCGUCAUCGCGGUGGUCGCCGCCAUGUCGCUGGCCCACUUCGCUCUGGUUGUCGGCGGGUUCACGGGAGACCGGGGCAUGGCCAAGCUGGAGGCAUUGAGGAGCUGGUGGUUUGCUCACUAGGCGGAGCAUGUAAGGACGCGUUAUAUACAGACAUCUACAGGUUCCUGCCGUUGUACCAGCCUCGCACGAACGUCAUCCUGGAAUGAUACACGUCUGUGCUUAGUA
Fomitopsis serialis is the source of this 1259-nucleotide messenger RNA. Its product is annotated as heme oxygenase. The transcript has 3 exons. NCBI's taxonomy places the organism in Eukaryota, Fungi, Basidiomycota, Agaricomycetes, Polyporales, Fomitopsidaceae. The record is from RefSeq and is a predicted model, not a curated record. Bases 276 to 1154 code for a protein of 292 amino acids. Gene Ontology annotation, molecular function: heme oxygenase (decyclizing) activity. Gene Ontology annotation, biological process: heme oxidation.